Molecule: messenger RNA, 2426 nt
Organism: Centropristis striata (black sea bass)
Lineage: Eukaryota; Metazoa; Chordata; Actinopteri; Perciformes; Serranidae
Gene: rsph4a
Product: radial spoke head component 4A
Exons: 7
Coding region: 208-1761 (517 amino acids)
Biological process (GO): cilium assembly; axoneme assembly; cilium movement involved in cell motility
Cellular component (GO): axoneme; radial spoke
Source: RefSeq, a predicted model, not a curated record
UAAUUUAUCGUUAAGUAUUUAAAACAUGGAAUUCAAAUAUCGUGGAUGGGAAGGGGUCUCGCGGUACUUUCGCGAGCUUAGCAACCAGUAACCAUAGCAACUGGUGAAGUUUGGGUUACGUUGUGCUUGCUAACUAACGCGUAGUUUUGAACGUCUCUGGAAAAGGAAGAGUUGGGAGAUUAAUGAAAAAAGCGAAGGUUAAGAAGAAUGGACCCUGCGGACGGAAACCAAGACAGAAGCGAGCAGAGACUGCAGUCAGCUGCCUCCUUUAAGUCUUUCAUGAUGAAAACCAGCACGGACAGCAACCUAAACCUCUAUGACCACUUCACCAGGCUGCUUUUAAAGGUCAUGGAUGAGCACCCGCAUAAUGUGGUGGAUGUGAUUGAGAUUAUGAGCCAUGAUGUGAAGCGGGGUUUAUUUAAAGACAAGCAGAACACUCUGCGAGACCUUCCACAUACUACAGCUGCUGAGCUGUUGGCUGAGCAGCAGCGCCUGCUGUUUUCUCGACCAGAAGAGGCUGACCAGGAGGAGGAACUGAUAGAAACACCUCUUCCUAAUGUCUGUGAGAUUGGCUUUUACCUGGAGCAGGUGGGAGUGGGUCUGGGCAGAGAGGAGCUGCAGAGGGUCUUCCUUGCACUCAAGCAGCUUGUUGAGUCGCAGGCCCUGCUGCGCUGCCGACUGUGGGGCAAGAUUCUUGGAACAGAGAGCAGCUAUAUCAUUGCAGAAGCAGAGUACAGAGAGGGGGAGGAAGAGGAAAGUCAGAGCACUGAGGAAGGAGCUGAGGAAGAGGAGAGAGAGGCAGAGACUCAAGAAAAUGAGAUGGAUCUGCUUCCUCAGUCAACCUAUAAACCCCCACCAGCAGUACCAAAAGAGGAUUUAGGAACAGGUGCCAACAAGUACGUCUAUUAUGUGUGCAAAGAGCCUGGUCUUCCCUGGGUAAAGCUCCCUUCAGUCAGUCCUGCACAGAUCACUGUUGCUCGCCAGAUUCGUAAAUUCUUUACUGGGAGGCUGGACACCCCAGUCGUCAGCUACCCACCAUUCCCCGGGAAUGAAGCCAACUACCUGAGAGCACAGAUUGCACGGAUCUCUGCUGGCACACAGGUCAGCCCCCAGGGCUUCUUCCAGGCUGGGGAGGAGGAAGGUGAUGAGGAAGACGAGGCUCCUCGAGAUAGCUAUGAAGUGAAUCCGGACUUUGAGGGCGUCCCAGUUGUUGAGAUGGCUGAGUCUUUGUCCACCUGGGUGCAUCAUGUUCAGCACAUCCUGCAGCAGGGCCGCUGUACCUGGGUGAACCUGUCUGUGAAACCAGGAGAAGACUCUAAUGAGGAAGGAGAGGCCGAGGAGAAGGAAGAGGAGCCUGAUGAACCUGAGCCAGAAGUUGGACCCCUUCUGCUCACCCCGCUCUCCCAAGAUGCAGAAAUGUUCAACACUUUGCCCUGGACCUCCAAGGUGUCUUCCACUCUCACCCCUCAGCAUGCAGUAGCUCUGCUGCGUUCUAACCUCUGGCCAGGGGCAUAUGCAUAUGCUUGUGGAAAGAAGUUUGAGAACAUAUAUGUUGGAUGGGGUCUGAAGUAUGCAGGGGAAGGGUACAGCCCACCGGUUCCCCCGCCACCACAGAAACAGUAUCAAAGUGGACCAGAAAUCACAGAGUGCCUGGACCCAUCAGUGGAAGAGGAGCAGGUGCUGAAAGAAGCUUUAGAGGAGCAGCAAGCUGCCCAGGAGGAGAUGGAGGACUCAGACGAGGAGGAGGAGGAAGAUGACUGAACCAACAGUUACACAUUUUCUAUUUCUACGUUUUAUCUUUCAGUUAUUCAUUUGUAGUUGAUGGCCAAAUAAAUGAGUUCACACACCAACAUGGCUUGAUAUUGUCAAUUCAGUUAAAUAGUUUACAUAUACAGGACAGUGAAAAGACCAGCUAGUGUUUGCAUAUUUUGUUCAAGUUAUCCUGUGGAUUUUUGACUCAAACAAUCAGACAGUAUUUUACGUGUGGGUCCCUGUUUGGUUUGUUCUUUGACACAUGAUGUAAAUUCAUACACACUAUGGUUUCACAUUGUUCUAUUAAUCAAAGGACGGUGUUCAUGCGCCAAAAACAAAAGGAAAAAAUAAAUGUCAACUUUGUAAAGGUUUUGUGACAAGGGAAAUGUGGUUAAGAUGUUUGUUGGACAUUAACAACACACAUAAUGUUUGUUGGUGAAAAACACUGACUUGGAGUCUGACUGUAUAAAAAUACUAUACAAGCUUUCUUUACAGUACAAACCAUUAUGGACUUUAGAUGGACAAUAGAAAGGAUGACUAGUUUCUGUUUAGAAAACAUACUUUCUUGGGGAAAAAAAAUGCAGACAAACACAUGCAGACCAGUACCAGUAUUGGUGCAUCCAGUGGUGGAAUGUAACUAAGUACAUUUACUCAAGUACUCUACUUAAGUACAA